Molecule: messenger RNA, 3993 nt
Organism: Python bivittatus (Burmese python)
Lineage: Eukaryota; Metazoa; Chordata; Lepidosauria; Squamata; Pythonidae
Gene: RETREG2
Product: reticulophagy regulator family member 2
Cellular component (GO): membrane
Source: RefSeq, a predicted model, not a curated record
CCGUGCACUGCCGCUGCUUCCGGUUGCGGCUGUCAGGAGGACUCUCCGCUCCUCCCUUACCUCUUUGCUCAUCGCUGGCUGAAGCGAUGGCGAGCGGAGGCCCGAGUGUCCCAGUCACAGAGGAAGGGGAGGCGGUGACGGUGUCCGGACCCGGGGCGGCAGAAGCCGAGGAAGAGGAGGAGGAAGAACAGGAGGUGUUGGCUUUGGCCGUCCGGCUGAGGCGACGUCUGAGGGGCUGGGAGGCGACCGUGACUGCUGUGCAGCGGCUGUUGGUUUGGGAGAGGCCGCCGCAGAGCCUGGCCGGGGCCGUCGCGCUCGGAGCUGCUCUGUGGCUGUUUUCUUCCACUUCAUUGCGUCCCCUGUUCCUCCUCAGUACUGGUUUUAUUGGAGUUCUGCUGUUGGAGAGAUGGAAGCCCCAAUUUUUAUUGGAUUUCUCAGUACAGCCCUUAGAAGAACCUGGGGGAGACAGUGACAGUGGGAUGGCAGGAGCACAGCCUCAUCUGCUCAGUGUUUCAGAACUCUGUCGUUGCCUGGCUGAGAGUUGGAUUACCUUCAGGCUAUACCUGCAGGAACUUCUGCAGUAUAAGAAGCAAAACCCUGCCAAGUUCUGUGCUAGAAUCUGCUCAGGAUGCCUGAUUCUAGCAAUUGUAGGACACUAUGUUCCAGGAAUCAUGAUCUCCUACAUUGUCUUACUUAGUAUUCUGCUGUGGCCACUGGUAGUAUACCACGAACUCAUUCAAAGAAUGUAUACCCGUUUGGAGCCCAUCCUAAUGAAACUGGACUACAGUAUGAAGGUGGAGACUUUGCAUCUUAAACAUGAAAAGAAAAAGCGUCAAGGAAAGAUUGAGCCAGAAGCUGGCAGUGAACCAAUGGCAGAAACAGAAAGUGAGAGUGAAGCAGAACUGUCUGGCUACUCUCCAGUGGUAGAUGUGAAGAAGACAGCUCUGGCAUUAGCAAUCACAGAUUCUGAACUCUCUGAUGAGGAAGCCUCUAUCCUGGAAAGUGGAGGAUUCACUGUCUCCAGAGCUACAACACCACAACUGACAGAUGUGUCUGAAGAUCUGGACCAGCAAAGCCUCCACAGUGAGCCUGAAGAAUCCUUCUCCAAGGAUUUAGCAGAAUUCCCUUCUGUGGAAGAGUUCCAUUCCAAAGACUUGGGACCACCCAGUGAAGAUGACAAUUUUGGGGUGCCCAUUCAAAGUGCACACCAGCUGGACUCUGCUGAGGAGGAGGAGGCGGUGGUGGCGGCGGCAGCAGCAGCAGCAGCAACCAUGAGUUCGGACACAUCCAUUCUGUGCCUGGCCUCACCCCUGCACUUUGUAAAUACUCAUUUCAAUGGGAAUGGGCAGGCAGUGGUGGGAGGAAUCCCUGAGUCCCAAGCCACCUGUGCACAAGGCCUGGGGCUACACAUCGAUUCAUUGAGUCAAGAGAUUGUCACUACUGCUAUCAGUACAGUUGUGCAGAACACCCUGUCAGCUCUGCUCCACUCCUCGGAGGACAGUGAGGGGCCUUCUUUCUCUGAGUUCCUGCCUACUGAACCGGAGGAGAGACUCAGCUUCCAGGCACAGCUAUCUGAGAAUGAGGAGGUGGGAACAGCAACUCUGCGUGGGGAGGAGGAGGAAGAGGAAGCUGAUGAUUUCGAGCUGCUUGAUCAGAAGGAGCUGGAGCAAAUGGAUACAGAGUUGGGCCUUUCUGGAGAGACAGAAGCUCUGGGAGCUCCUCCUCAACCUCCUGAAGAACCAUCACCCUGAUCUCACUGUUCAGUCUUGUUUCUGUAGCUGCAAGAAAGGACAAAUAGACACAUAGAGAAGUUUAGGCUAUGCUGAAGGACAAACAGACAUACGGCAAAAUUCAAGCAAAGCACCCAUAUUUGCAGUGUUAUGUGUGGAAUCAAAAGUUGUUGUCCUCCUCCUAGUAUUGGCCUUUCCAUCAGGCCUGUUUCUGCCCAUGCUUCUUAGUGAUGAUGCAGUCUUUGUCUGCUGCUGCAAUUUUUCUGUCUUAGUCUGUUUUGCAGUCUUUAUUUCGCACACCAUAUCUUCAGCUAGAUAUUCCCACCACUACAACCUAUUGCUCAUCCCCAUGUAUCCAGUAAGAAAUAAAGGAGUUUUAUUCAGCAGGGAGGGUGUAAAUAAUUUCAUGAAAACAUUGGUCACUUAAUUGAACAGGAAGGAGAAACUGGUUCUGUGGAGAAGUAGAUUUGGGAUUUUUUUUUCUUCUCAGAAAUGUCGGGGAAUGGAAAGUAUGUUUUCAAUAGUGACACCAUGUAGAGGAUUUUUCCUGUGAAAAUGAAGGCAAUCUGGACUUAGCUACCUAUAUUGCACAGAAAGCAGAUGCUUCUGCAGUUCCAAGCAUCAGUGCUACCUUUUCAAGUAUGUUAAGCCUUCAUUUUCCUUUAUACAAUAGUGUGAAUACACUGUGCCCAAUGGUUUCCAGGAAGGCAUAGCCUGAUUUUAUUUGUGCUGAACCUCAUAUCUGGUUGUCUGGAAUUUUUUAAAAUGCACCUGGAAAAAAUCAAAUUUAAUUGUAGAAUCUGGAAGCCUUCCUCUUCCCUUUCUGCUGCACUUUAAAUACAAGUAUUUCUGCUUGUUGGUACCAACCCAGCCCUGAUAUGUCCUGGGCAGAGUGCAUUCUUCUAAUGCCCUUAGCCUCACCUCAGGCAGAGAAGCAGAGCAGCUAGAAAAGACAUUAUGUGAGACCAUAGAAAGAAUUCUAAUGUCAAAAAGUGGAGGAAGGGUACUCGCUUUGCCUAUCACCUCUCUUCACUUUUGAAAGACUAAGGAUUUCCAUUGAUAGAAUUUUUUUUUUUGCUAAUUGGAAUAGUAUGUGCAUUUCUAUUUUCAGGAGAAAGAACAGGGCAAGAUUGUCCUCCCCCCUCCCCCCAAAAAAGUGGUUGAUGUCUGUAGGGAUGGUUUGUGUAAUUUUACAGAAAACAAGAUGAAAUAUAAAAUGGUUCCUAGGGUUGCAGGGGUCAGUGUUUUUACUGUAUAGAAGCAGAGCUGUCCCCUUUCCAGUGUAUUAGCUUAUUAGUGCACUGUAAAGCUAAGACAGUCUUUAGCAAUGCCCUUAAUUGAAUGGCUGUUGUUUUCUCUCAUUUCUGUCUCGUUUUGGCAAGUUUUCCCAUGGGUUGCCAGCCUUGGUAUCUUUGCUUGUUUUCCAAGGGAUUACAGGCCAUAGUGCAAAAAUAGCAUGAGUUGGUUAUUCUCCCAUUGUGUAAAGCAUUCAAAAUAUAUGUCACCCAGCUACUGGUAUGCUAGGAUGAAGAGAAACUGCAACUUAGGUUUACAAACGCAGGCCCUGAAUUUCUGUUACUUGUCUGGGAGGGCUCUGUCCUUGAGCUGCGCUUCUAAAUUACUUGACUAAGGUGCAUGAAAGACAUCCAAGGAAAUCCAAACACCUCUGUAAUUCCUGCCUUCCCUUCCCCCACCUACCCCCUACCCUGGUUGCCACCUUUGGCCACUGCCUAGGAAGAUAAUGUAGUUAUACUGCCUUUUCUCUCUCUCUUUCUCUCCAUUCAGACUUCUGUUAAAGGGUAAUGAAUUUUUAGAUGUCUGCUAGCACAACUGUUUUGUUGGCCAGAGCUGGCUCCUUUUCUGUCCUGUAUUGCCUGCCCCUCCCUCAAAUGCAGUGGAGUGGGGUGACUGUGAAUAACAGCUUCCUCUUACUGUCUGCACUUUGGAAACAGGCAGCUUUGUGGCACUGAGUGUAAAGCUUGCCUACCUUUGUGUUGUGUCCUGGCCACAAUUUUUCUACCCCUCUCAAUAAAGCCCUAACUUUUUCUUUCUAAUGCAGAAGGCAUGUAUUGUAUUGAUAUUUCUCUCUGGUUCUUUAUGCUUUCUUCCUUUCCUUUGGUGGCAGCAAUGCCAUGCUGCUCCAGGAUAGAGGGUCCUAAUGAAGGGCUGGGAAAUUGCUAUCAUUGCCCAGGAAAAGUGAAAGGCUCUAAAUUGUGUAGCAGUGUUUAUUCUAUGGCUAAAUAUUUAAAAAUGAAAUGUAGUC